AUGCAGACACUGCGAAUGCACACCUGUCAACUCUUCGACGAGGGCGGGCAGGUGAUGCUCGACCUUAUGAGGAACUCCAGCUUGCGGACCGUAGACCUACAAAAUAAUAUCAUAGAAUUCGUCACAUGCCAGGCCAUUUUGGAGGUUGCAGAGGAGAAGGCGAUUGAUGUCGACCUGGACGGUAACGAAGUAUUUGACGAGGUAAUAAACGCGAGCACGCAUGGGAUUGGCGUGGGCUUGGGCAUAGCUGGCAUGGUCAUGCUGCUCCUGAAGGUAAAGGACAAACCUUCCUACUAUAAGUGCUCGAUUGCAAUAUAUAGCACAUCUGCGACUAUGCUGUAUCUGUUCUCGACGCUCUAUCAUUCGUUCUUCUCGUUGGGGCGGACAACGGUCGAGAUUUUUCGGACUCUAGACUAUUUGAGAUGGGACGGUCGGCUUGUGGGAUAUUCUUAUUGA
Molecule: messenger RNA, 456 nt
Organism: Prorocentrum cordatum
Lineage: Eukaryota; Dinophyceae; Prorocentrales; Prorocentraceae
Source: the annotation of a GenBank genome assembly